GCAAGACAUUGUUUGGAAGCUGAAGCACAGUUCACAACGAGAAGAACGCCUGUUGGAAAACACACCGUGGCCAUUGCUGGAAAAAAAUGGCGGCAUUUAGUAAAACACGUUCACCGUACUCUGUUUGUGAACUACUUAACCUGAAAGAUGAAUCACGAGAAGAGAAGCCAGAAAAGUGGAAUUGUUCAGAAGGAAAGAGCGGCCAUGAAGAUCAAAGACAGAAUGGAGAGAAGUUGGAAUUACGGAAAGAGGAAUCGGAAAUUGCGGAUGUAAUGGGGAAUGAUGACAAGGAUUCAAACCAGGAGAUCAUUGAUUUGACCCAGACUGCAGUACACAAGAACCAACUGGACGACCCGGAUAAUAAACAAGGGAAGCGCAGACGUCGUGUGCUGUUCACGAAAACGCAAACGCAAGAGCUGGAGAAACGUUUUCGAGAACAACGAUAUCUCUCCGCGCCAGAGCGAGAUGAACUUUCAAAGCUGAUCAACCUGACUCCAACACAAAUUAAGAUUUGGUAUCAAAAUCAUAGAUAUAAAUUCAAAAGACAACAGGCGGAGAGCGCUGCAAUGAACAGAGUUCAAUUCUUCUCUGCACCUCUGCGAGCAUUUCCACUAAUGCUUCCUAUAAACAGACAUUAUCCUUGUUGCACGACAACACCUCAGAGAGAGAACAUGGCUCUAUUGAACAGAACUUACCAGUGGCCUAGGGAGCAUACGUACUGUCGUGCGUCUAAUGCGUUCUUUAUGAAUCCUAGACUGGCUUAUUAUUACCGCUCCUAGUUUAAUUGAUACUAUCAUGUUCACAUAAUCGUAAGGUGUAGACGUAAGAUGAGAACUGUAGAGGCACGAGUAAUAAAGCGACUCACGUAUCUAAUAUGUGAUAAUAUAAUAUAAUA
Messenger RNA from Dendronephthya gigantea, 895 nucleotides. Its product is annotated as homeobox protein Nkx-2.8-like. The transcript has 3 exons. NCBI's taxonomy places the organism in Eukaryota, Metazoa, Cnidaria, Anthozoa, Malacalcyonacea, Nephtheidae. Bases 87 to 779 code for a protein of 230 amino acids. The record is from RefSeq and is a predicted model, not a curated record. Gene Ontology annotation, cellular component: nucleus. Gene Ontology annotation, biological process: regulation of transcription by RNA polymerase II; cell differentiation. Gene Ontology annotation, molecular function: DNA-binding transcription factor activity, RNA polymerase II-specific; RNA polymerase II cis-regulatory region sequence-specific DNA binding.